Molecule: messenger RNA, 489 nt
Organism: Knipowitschia caucasica
Lineage: Eukaryota; Metazoa; Chordata; Actinopteri; Gobiiformes; Gobiidae
Source: the annotation of a GenBank genome assembly
AUGUUAAACUCCCAGUCGCCAAUGAGACAGGCGCACCGCCUCAUGCCUUCUCUUUGUCCUCACAUGUUUGAGCAGUCGCUGCGGGCCGACUGGUUUGGCCAGUACCAGUCGGCCCGCAGCGAGGCAGAAAGCCCUUAUCCACUCAUCAGAAGCCAGUCUCUCACGGUUCAAAAUCCAGAGGGAUGCGUUAUCUUCGACAAAAGACUUGUGGGAGAAGAAGCACGUCUCAAGUGGAUGAGCCGGAUGAACAAAGAUAUGGUUGGAAAUGAAAGUGGCUUCCGAGUUAAGGAGCAUAUUGCAUGCAACGUGGCACUAAAUGUGUGUUCAUGUACAGCUGACGAAAAGAGGGGUUGGGUCCCAUUCUCAAACUUGAUUUUUCCCAGAGUUUGGGCUCAUAAUCUGCAUACUGCUUUUUUGGAAACCCAUCCUGAUCCAGAGGCAAUACAGUUUCACAGAGCACAAGAGUACAGCAGGUUUCUGAAGAGGUGA